This is a messenger RNA of Tachysurus vachellii, 3812 nucleotides long. RefSeq names its product cadherin-24 (gene cdh24a). The coding region runs from base 174 to 3488 and encodes 1104 amino acids. Gene Ontology annotation, molecular function: calcium ion binding; cadherin binding. The record is from RefSeq and is a predicted model, not a curated record. The transcript has 13 exons. Lineage: Eukaryota; Metazoa; Chordata; Actinopteri; Siluriformes; Bagridae. Gene Ontology annotation, biological process: cell-cell junction assembly; adherens junction organization; homophilic cell-cell adhesion. Gene Ontology annotation, cellular component: catenin complex; plasma membrane; adherens junction.
UGAUUAACCACUGAAGGCAGAGAUGAAGGGAUGGAGCAACGAAAUAAAAAGAAAAGCGAUUCAGGAGAGGAGAUGAGGCGAAGAGAGCGAAAGAGGGGAGAGACAGAGAAGAAGAAGAAAGAAAGCCUCAGUCCUAUUUCACUCUCAUCCUGCAGCAGACGCUCCACUGAAUCAUGCUGAUAAGCCGAUCCGUACUGCUCGUCCUCAGCUCGUGUUUGUGUGUGAGCGUGUGUGUGAGUGUGUGUGUGAGUGUGUGUGUAGAGAACACAGACUCUCCGGCUCCUCGGACAGCGACAGAACGACGAGGCGACUCAUCGCUGCUCACUGAAACCUUUCAGAGUCCAAACACACAGAGGGAUGUUUUUAAACAAGAGCAGGAGGAGAAGAAGGAGCCGAGAUCCUCACACCGAGACGAGAUUAAAGACGUCUCAGAAAGCGUCGUGUCUGCACUUUCCCUUCAGAAGAGCAGCACAAACUCUAAUCUAGGCUUAAAGACAAACACCACGAUCGAUCCCAUGGAUACCACAAAGUUCCAGGAAGUGCCAGAAGGGUCUGUGCGUCUCUCCAGGAGACGGAGAAGCUGGAUCUGGAACCAGUUCUUCGUCAUCGAAGAGUACAGUGGACCGGAACCGGUUCUGCUCGGACGGCUGCGCUCCAGUGUGGACCGAGGUGAUGGGCGUGUCCUGUAUGUUCUGAGUGGUGAAGGGGCGGGGUCAGUGUUUGUGAUUGAUGGACGAACAGGGAACAUCCACGUGACAAAGCCUCUGGACCGUGAACAGAAGGAUCAGUACAAGCUUGUCGCCACGGCAACAGACCAACGGACAGGCCGUGUGCUUGAGGCCUCGUCCCAGUUUACCAUCAGAGUGCAGGACAUAAAUGACAAUCCACCUGUGUUUAAACACACACACUACAUCGCCAGUGUGCCUGAGAGAGCCAGCGCAGGGACAUCUGUGAUUCAGGUGACAGCAACAGACGCAGACGAUCAGUCGUAUGGGAACAGCGCAAAGCUCGUUUACUCCAUCAUCCAGGGCCAGCAGUAUUUCACUGUGGACCCACAGUCAGGUGUCGUGCGGACAGCGGUGUCUGAUAUGGACAGAGAGCAGCAGUCUCAGUACAUCGUGGUCUUGGAGGUGAGAGACAUGGCGGGACAUCAGGGAGGUCUAACAGGAACAACCACCAUCACCGUCCACCUCAGCGAUGUCAAUGACAGUCCACCACGUUUCACUCAACGUGUGUGGAUGUUCUCUGUAUCAGAGUUAGCUCUCCCCGGGGCAGAGGUGGGCCGUGUGAGUGCUACAGAUGCGGAUGUGGGUGAGAACGCUCGACUGGAAUUUACCAUCGCGGACGGAGAGGGGGGGGAAAUGUUCAACAUCACUGGACUAAACCAAGAGGGUGUGAUUAUACUGAACCAGGCAUUAGACUUCGAGACUCACAGCUCGUACACACUCCCGGUGGAGGUCCAGAACCCGAGUGUGGAUAUGCGGUUCCUUCAUGGAGGUGUGUUUAAGGACGAGGCGGUGGUGAGGAUCACUGUCCUGAACGCUGACGAGCCGCCGCUCUUCACUCGCAAUCAUUACACUCUGAACAUCACGGAGAACUGCAGAACACCAUGCAGUGUGGGGCGAGUACACGCUGUAGACCCUGAUACAGGACACAGCACCAACAUAGAGUACUCGAUUGCCCCUGGGUCUGACCCCGGGGCUGUGUUUCGUAUUUCCCCUAUUAGUGGCCUCAUUACCGCAGUGAAGGUGUUGGAUCGAGAGCAUGAAAAGUGGCACAACAUUACCGUCACUGCCACUCAGAGAGACAGCCCCAAUCAGGUUACCAGAGUGGUGGUUGCCAUAGAAACGCUGGAUGUGAAUGACAACCCCCCUGAGCUGGAUGGACCCUAUGAGACGGCAGUGUGUGACACCAGCACCGCCGGACAGGUUGUGCAGGUAAUUCGAGCCAUAGACAGAGAUGAGAUCAGCUUCUCUUCAGCCGUACACUUCAGCGUGUCUGCUCACAGCCGCCUGUCUCUGAACUUCACCACCCGGGCGAGAGGAAACCACACAGCCAAUCUGCUGCUCCUGUCCACUCUGAAGCCCCUCCCCCACGCCGCCUCUUCUCAUUUACAUGUCGUAAAAGUACCCAUAAUCCUCCGGGACAGAUCAUCAGAGCUAAGCAGCACGGGGACCGUGACGGUGACGCUUUGUCCCUGUCAGAACGGAGGGAUGUGGGUGGAGGAGAGAAGGAGAGGGAUGGAUGGAAGGAGGAGUGGUGAUGGAGAUGUACUGAUGGAGUGGGAGAGAGAGAUGGUGUGUUCGUCUCUGCCGACUUCCUCCAUGUUGCUGGGCUUCAGCUCGGCCGCCAUGCUAGCCAUCUUGGCGUGUUCAUCCGUCCUCAUGGUAGUGGUGGUGUUGUCUCUGUCCUUGCGGAGGAAGAAGAGUGACUCGUUCUCUCCGGUGGAGGACGAUGAGAUCAGAGAGAACAUUAUUACAUAUGAUGAUGAAGGUGGAGGAGAGGCAGACACGUCUGCGUUCGACAUCACUGCACUGAAGAGUGUCCCACACGCCAUACACACACGUGGUGUUGGUUCCGUCCCUCUGUACGGUCCUCUGUGCUACAGCAUACACACGGCGAGCAGCAGCCCAUUCGUUGGCUGUGAGUCUCGGCUGGAUAAACCCGCACACACACUUCCCAGUGGAUACACACUGAACAUCGGGCUGUUAGAACCGGGCUCUGUGCUCACAGAACCUGUGGAGGAGUCUAAGAGACCAGAUCAGAACAGGACUGAAGGUUCUGCUGAUAUCGUUGUGAAAAAGAGUCAGGCAGGAAGUGAUGUCAUCACUCAAGAUCAGGAUCCGUUAGUCCUAAAUGACUCUGCAGAUCAUCCGGUCGCAUCACAGACAGCUCAACUCCACUCGUCCGUCUCCUCAUCUGUCGCUCCAGAUGACAUCACGCCUUCUCACAGCACAGGAAACGCUGCAGCUUCCUUCAGAACCAUGGAGGGAACCUUAAUGCAAGCUGGCGGAGGGAGACAUCUGACAGGGACUCCUGUCUUGUACCUGAACCCAGGACAGGACUAUGUUCAGCAUCUGAUAGGGCUGCACGUUGGAGGGCGGAGCUUCUUUAGACCUGAUUUAGGGGGCGUGGCUGUCCCUCUGAGUCUUAGGAUAGAAGAACUACUGCAGCACCGACUCACUCGAGUGACCUUUGACCCCAUGCAGCCACCAUACGAUUCACUGCAGAUGUAUGAGCACGAAGGGGCGGAGUCAGAGACCGCCUCCCUCAGCUCUCUGGAGAGUGAAGGAGAUGGAGGGAUGGAGGGAGAGGGGCUGAUUGAAUUAGGCCCCAAGUUUAACAGGCUGCUGGAGAUCUUCAGAGAGAGGGAACAGGAGAAAGAUGGAGGGAAGAAAGAGGAGGAAACGGAGGAGAGACACAUACACAGAGAGCAGAAGAAGAGUGUGGAGGAAGAGGAGGGAACACAAGAAGUACAGACGGAUUAGAUAGCAGCAAGGACAGAGAGAAUAAAGAAUGAUUUCACUUCAGAGAGAAGGAGAGUGAAAGAAGAGUGAUAUUUACCACCUUUAUGAAGAUCAGGAGAGGCUGUGAGAAAAGAUGGAGGGAAUAAAGGUGAAAUAGAAGAUGAGAGAAGAGGGUGAUGAAGGGAAGAAUGGAAGAUACAUAUAAACAGACAUGAAGGGGAUGAGUCAAAGAGGACAAGGUAGAGAAAAGAGACAAGAGGGCAGAGAGAGAGAGAGAGAAAUAGAGAGAGAGAGAGAGAGAGAGAGAGAGAAAUAGAGAGAGAGAGAGAGAGAGAGAGAGAGAGA